This is a messenger RNA of Cyprinodon tularosa, 1114 nucleotides long. It is a transcript of the gene prmt3, whose product is annotated as protein arginine methyltransferase 3. Lineage: Eukaryota; Metazoa; Chordata; Actinopteri; Cyprinodontiformes; Cyprinodontidae. The transcript has 11 exons. Gene Ontology annotation, biological process: peptidyl-arginine methylation. Gene Ontology annotation, molecular function: protein-arginine N-methyltransferase activity. The annotation marks the transcript as partial. Gene Ontology annotation, cellular component: nucleus. The record is from RefSeq and is a predicted model, not a curated record.
AAUGUGAACUACAGCUUGGAGUUUCAAUGUGGAACGUCACCCUACGUCACCAGGAAGUCCUCCAUUCCUAAAGCCAGCAGCAUCAUGGCGAACAGCACAGACACACAUAUUGAAGAGAUGCCUGAGCUCUCUGAUGGAGAUGAAGAUGAUGAUGAUGAAGAGCAGUGGAUGGAUGAGGAGAGGCAAACAGUUACCUGCUUAUUCUGCCACAAGUUGUUGGAUUCUGUUUCUGCAACCCUUCAGCACUGCACGGCUGAACACCAGCUCAGCCUUGUAAACGUAAUAAAGAAGCACCGUUUAGAUGACUACGGUUACAUAAAAAUGAUCAAUUUCAUCCGCUCAACAAAAUGUGCUCCAUCCUCGCUAAUGGAGCUGUCAGAAGACCCCUUACCCUGGAACAAGGAAGACUUCCUGAGACCAGUCCUUCAGGAUGACCCGCUGCUCCAGACAGACCUGGAGGAGCUGUGUGAAAAGGAUGACAUGUCUCCAUCACCCAGGACCCAGCCCAGUGACGAACUGCUCCGCAGAGCCCAGGCAGCUGAAGCAAGAGCCAAACGUUCAGAAGAAGCACUGACCAGAGCCAUGGAGGAUCUCCACAAACUAAAGCUCCUUGCUCAGGGUUUGGUGUUGAACGCAGAAACCAGCAAAUCAAGCAACCUGGGCGCUGUUGCUGAGCUGAGGGAGGAUGAGGAUGAAGCCUACUUCAGCUCUUACGGCCAUUAUGGCAUCCACGAAGAAAUGCUGAAGGACACGGUGCGAACAGAGAGCUACCGGGACUUCAUGUACAGCAACCCAGAAGUGUUCAGGGACAAGGUGGUGUUGGAUGUUGGCUGUGGGACCGGCAUACUGUCCAUGUUUGCUGCCAGAGCUGGGGCCAAAAAGGUGAUUGCAGUGGACCAAUCAGAGAUCAUCUAUCAGGCAAUGGACAUAGUCAGGUCCAAUCAGCUGGAGAACGUUAUCACAUUGAUUAAAGGCCGCAUCGAGGACAUCAAGCUUCCCGUGGAGAAGGUUGACAUCAUUCUUUCAGAAUGGAUGGGUUACUUCUUGCUUUUUGAAUCCAUGUUGGACUCAGUCCUGUAUGCCAGAGACCUUUACUUGGCUGAUGGUGGCUCAG